Messenger RNA from Candidozyma haemuli, 1743 nucleotides. RefSeq lists its product as uncharacterized. Lineage: Eukaryota; Fungi; Ascomycota; Pichiomycetes; Serinales; Metschnikowiaceae. Bases 1 to 1743 code for a protein of 580 amino acids. The transcript has a single exon. The record is from RefSeq and is a predicted model, not a curated record.
AUGGAUAUCUACACACCAGAAUAUGAAUGUGGCGACCUAAAUACGCUCAUACUAUCUAUAAGACAGCAUCUUAAAAGACAUGUUGGUCCUGUAUUGCCUUCUCCUACAAAAUCUGACUUUAUCGCUCUUUCGUCUGAGUUGCCUGAUAUUAUAUAUGGAGUGGUAUCGCCAAUCGCAAGGAAACCAAUCAAAGACCAUAGAGUGUUAUGGGUAAUGACUUUGCAGUCGGUUGUACAUCGGGCUAAUAUCUUGAUGAAGCUUCACAAGGACGUUCAAUUCCACUCACGGGCCGAUUCGGAUGUGGCUCAUGUGGUGAAGGAAUUGAGUGAAGUUUUAACAAACCUAUACUCGUUCAUCAAAUCUUUUAUGGCUCAGGUAGAUGAGAAUACCUUUUUGGAGGCUAAUAAUGCUUACCGUAAUACUAUAAGGACGUCGUUCAUAAGCCUUUUAUGCGAGGCUCUUGAGUUGGUGGACACGGGUAAAGAUGUGGCCUACGACCCUGAAUACUUUGAAGCGUUGGCUACUGUUACGUAUAGCGCCGUGGUUCAUGUUCAAAAUAAGAAGUAUGAUCAGUGGGAACAUAAGCUUACAGCACAAGCAGACGUGACGAAAGCAAUUGUUGCAUUGAACAAGACAGCAUUCUUCAUGGGAGCCCCAGAGAAAGUUGAGCCUCUUUUUGUUUCAAAUGAAGGAAGACCACCGGUCACUGAAACCUUCCCGUUUAACUUCGUUUCCCAUCUUGAAACUGAUUUGCCGUUACUCAUUGACUUUUACAGGUACUGCGGCUUCUGUCUAGUCACCUUGGCAACGACUAAAGAUUCCACACCACACAUAACGUCCAAGUAUGCACAGUUGGCGAACUACUUCCUUGUGACGCUUCUAUCACUUCCAAACUUGAGUCUUAGCAAUUACCCUAUAUCUGGGGAAGUUCCAAGGACUAUCCGUAGCGAACACUACCUUCUGCUGCAAGACAGAGAAGAGAUAUCCUUCUUUUACGUGUUGAGCUACCUUUUACGGUUGGAGAAUUUGACUUCUUUGGUUGACCCAUUGCCUAGAUUCAAGGCAGAAGUGAAACACUUUGUUUUGUCUUUUGGUAAACGAAUCUCCUCGGAUUUGGAUAUCCUGGCAUCGAGAAACCAAUCCUAUUCAAACUCCACAAUUUCAAUGUUGAGCUUGGAGCAACGAGCCACCGCUGCGGCACCUAUCGGUAAUGCUAAUACCUUAAGUUCAAUCCUAUCAGAAGGAACGUACAAAGAAAAGCUUCAUUUGGUCAAGUUGUUCUUCGAUAACCUCGUCACCGCUAAAGUCACAGGUAAUGUGGCGCUUGCCAAAAUGAUCGAAACUUUCAACUUCGAAUCCGUUCCCGAAGGUUCCCUUUUGACCAGAACGAUGAAAAACCAAGACUUCCACCAUCUUUUAAGUAACGUGGAUAUCCAGGCAUACCCAGGAAAGAGGCUUUACGUCGAGGCGAUCGAAAAGAUUGUCAGGCUCAUCCAACUACUCACCCUCAAGUACCUACACACUACACUCGGACUCGAAAGCCACCCCGACCAACUUUUGGCCCAGCUCUACAACACCACCUACACUUUCGACAACGUAUCCAAGGUCAAGCAAUUAUUACGCACCAACGACGACGGAACCCUUUGUCGAGCCGUGCCAAAGCACACCCCAGAGAAUCUCGAAAUCUCUUCCCAGCUCGACAUGAUCUCGACUACCAGAGAGCUCGAGCAAACCAUGCGGUAA